This is a messenger RNA of Paraglomus brasilianum, 734 nucleotides long. NCBI's taxonomy places the organism in Eukaryota, Fungi, Glomeromycota, Glomeromycetes, Paraglomerales, Paraglomeraceae. The record is from the annotation of a GenBank genome assembly.
AAAACACAAGAGCGCGCACAAAGACAGAGUCGGCAACAAAUUCAACAUCCAAUUCGAUACAUUCCGAACACGACGUUGAAGAGAAACGACCGCAACCGUUACCAGAACGGAACGCGUCGAGGCAUAUCUCUUUCUCUCCGAUGACGAGUGGUGGGCGGGUGUGGGAUGUAAAGGAUUACAGAGACGACAGAGAGAAACGAGAUUUUCCUGGGCAAAUGCCCGGAUUUACGCCCACAACUGCAUCUGCGCAUGAAUCUUCACAAACAUUUCCAUACAAGCCUCUCACGUUGACUAACAUAUAUCCUCUGCCAACUCCACCCUUGUCACCUGACUACCCUUCACAAACAACUUCCACAACAAACACCGUAUAUUCAUCUCCGCAAACACCAACUAACGCAAAUCAGUUUCUUCCAUCCUCGCAUUCACGUACACACACGCCAUCCGAUUCGCUCUCGUCCCAAUCUAUCUCGACACCCUACCAGUCCGUCUCCUUUCCACCUCUCACCCCCAUCGCCAACUCUUCCGAAUCAUACCACCCGCCCUCUCUCUGCAUGCCACCUUCUUCGGAAUUGUCAAAAUCACAAAUUGAUGACGUUUCUGAAUGGUCAGCAUCGACUAGUGCUGCAUUGAGUUGGUUGAGUGGAAAUGAUAAUGACGAUAACGGUAAUAGUAAGGGGGAGAACAAGAGGGAGAAAGCGGGAAAAACUGAACGAGCUAGGAAGCGCUGGGGGUAA